GACUACAAGCUGAUCACAGAGGUCACUCAGAGCGGCGAUGACUUCUCCUGGACCCAGAUCUACCCCACAAACGCCAAGGUCACCAACAAGUUCACCGUUGGCAAGGAGUGCGACAUGGAGACCAUCGGAGGAAAGAAAUUCAAGGCCACAGUGCACAUGGAGGGAGGCAAGCUGAGCGUGACCUUCCCCAACUACCACCACACCUCUGAGAUCAGCGGAGGCAAGCUCGUUGAGACCUCCAAAGCUGGUUCUGUAGUGCUGAAGAGAACCAGCAAGAAGAUCUAA
This is a messenger RNA of Micropterus dolomieu (smallmouth bass), 285 nucleotides long. RefSeq names its product gastrotropin-like. The transcript has 3 exons. Gene Ontology annotation, molecular function: fatty acid binding. Lineage: Eukaryota; Metazoa; Chordata; Actinopteri; Centrarchiformes; Centrarchidae. Gene Ontology annotation, cellular component: cytosol; nucleus. The record is from RefSeq and is a predicted model, not a curated record. The annotation marks the transcript as partial. Gene Ontology annotation, biological process: fatty acid transport.